UGAACGACGAUAGAGAUGGCACCACUUCAGGUGUUGUCAUAUACACCGUCUUUUGCGACGUGCACAACCAAUACCCAUCUAGCAAUCACGCUCAGCUCGGCGGGGUGAUGAAAGAUCUGGUUACAGCUGAAAUCCUUUGAGAUGACUGGCUUGAAGAGCCAAACAUGGGCGAAAUCAACCUAGAGCAUGCGAUAUACGACUUUGUACCUCCUUCUGAGGUCGUUUCACAGGGAUCAGAAGCAGCAUAAAGGAUACAUGUUCCCACGGUACCCAGGUUUAGCUCAUCAACAUCACAAGCUGCGUUCUCGGAAGAUCGGCACUUGUCGCUACAACCCUUUUCAUCAUCUCUAUACCAUUAUUGAUCAAGACCAAGCCUGAAAUUUCGGCGCCUCUAUCGUCAAGACAACCCAAAUAUAUAUCUGCAAUGGCCGCAAUUUCCCUGAUCUUGCUUGCCCUCACAACUACUCUAGUCUCUGCUACGACGACAUGGAGCGAAAACCUCGUCCUCGCCGACUGCGGUAUUGGGCUCGGAGUAAAUGGUGGCUCUACAUCACGCGAGAUGAUGUACUACUCCAAUAUAGCCUGGGGCGCCCCAACGUAUAUGGCCAAUGUCCCAUGGGACGGCUCGUACCCUUGGCGAUCCAGCGGCGUGUCGCAGACACUUCCCAACGGAGAUAAAUGGACAGUGGUAAUCGACAACAACGCUGGAGAUCCAAAUGUCGCGGGGUUCGCUUGGCAUACAUACGAUCCCAAUCCCCUGACGUGCUUCAGUCGACAUCUGGAUGGGCUCUUCACGCUGGCCGACGGCAAAAAGUGCAGCAUGGCGUACAUCUGCAACCACGCGCCAGCAGGCCCAAAACCUCCCGCGCCAGCACCAGCACCAGGACCCGCUCCACCGUCGUCUCCACCGCGACUAGAUGAGAACGCAACGCCAGGCGCGCUCAAAUACCAACCCGUCAUCGACUUUGACAAGUCAGCCUGCUACAACACCAUGGCCAUCACGCGCAGCGGCCAGUUGAACAACGGCCUGGAACUCGGGCAGGGCGACUGCCGCACACUGGACCGUCUAUCCAACAGUAACGUCUACGUACGCGAAAAGUGUACUAAUGACGGCUGGUGCUUCUACCUGUACGGCUACUACGCUGAGAAAGAUGAGGGUGGCAGCCUAGCCAGCGGACACAAGCACGACUGGGAACACCUGGUUGUGUGGACUCUGCACGGCGAGGCCAAAUACCUCGGGUGGUCGCAUCACGGGGACUACUCAGUCGACUGGGCACAUGCCGUGAGAUGGGAAGGCAGCCAUCCCAAGUUUGUCGUUGAGCGCGAUAGGGGCACUACGCAUUGUUUCCGCAAGGCGACCGAGUCGGAGCCACCAGAGAACGCGACGGGGAAGUGGGUGCGGUCGGCCUUGGUCAGUUUGGAGAGGAUGAACGGGGGGCUCAAGGACAAGAUGCUGGGGAAUAAUUGGGGUUCGGCGCACAUGGAUCUGAAGAACGAGAGGUUUGAUCAGGCGUAUUGGGAUACCUGGAAGAUGGCGAAGGCGCUUGAUAAUCUAGGGCCUCCAAGGCCGGAUCUUCCCGGUCCCCCGCACCGGGAGCUGUAGAGGCGAGGGUUUGGAUAGACAGGGCGAGUUUGUAGUGUGGGCACUCGGAUAGAGUACACAUGUAGAUGGUGCUAUGUCGUGGUAGAAAUGUGAUGAGAUGAUUAGUACAAGC
Molecule: messenger RNA, 1715 nt
Organism: Bipolaris sorokiniana ND90Pr
Lineage: Eukaryota; Fungi; Ascomycota; Dothideomycetes; Pleosporales; Pleosporaceae
Exons: 1
Coding region: 425-1603 (392 amino acids)
Source: RefSeq, a predicted model, not a curated record